This is a messenger RNA of Onychostoma macrolepis, 4571 nucleotides long. It is a transcript of the gene serpine3, whose product is annotated as serpin peptidase inhibitor, clade E (nexin, plasminogen activator inhibitor type 1), member 3. The record is from RefSeq and is a predicted model, not a curated record. NCBI's taxonomy places the organism in Eukaryota, Metazoa, Chordata, Actinopteri, Cypriniformes, Cyprinidae. Bases 2984 to 4216 code for a protein of 410 amino acids. Gene Ontology annotation, biological process: negative regulation of endopeptidase activity. Gene Ontology annotation, molecular function: serine-type endopeptidase inhibitor activity. The transcript has 10 exons.
AUAAAUUGUUUUGAAAUUCUUUAUCCAAGUGCAGUGCAUCUUAUGCAUAAUGUUGCCAAUAUGUUCAUGUUGUCAAACACAGGAAACAAGUCUUACACUUCAUUGUAAAGUAAUAUGCAGGCUUGUUAAUCAAACCAUUACUAUCAGUUACCUAUAUAAAUCUUACAAUUCUUUUCAAAACUUGGUUCAGUGUAGGGUCAAAAGUCAAAGAUGUUCAUGUUUCAUUACAAUCAUGUAACUCGUACACAUACAGGACAGCCCUUGUGAGUUGCCCCUCUCUCAGUGCCAGAUCACUCCCCACGCGUUCCCAGCUAAUCCCAUGAGCGUACCUGGCACAUCGCUACGGCGAUACCGCCUCUCAGUGCUACUGCGCUCCGGCACUGGACUGGGAUUCUGUUAAUCCGGUCCAGCAGCCAUAGAGCUACAGAAAUAGGGCAGGAGCGGUGAACGACAGCGAGCACUAGUUCCCUGCUUGACCCCGCUAGAACAUAAGUCAGGUCUAAUAAAGUCAAUUCCUGUGAAGCAACUACCUUACUGACUAUUAAUACGCAGCAAAUUAGGAGUUUAUUGAGGCAAAAGUUGUAGUUAAUAGGUAGUUAAUAGAGAGAAUUGGUCUCUAAACUAAACUAAUAUUAUAGCUGAAUAAUAGUAAUUAAUUUAAAAAUAACAAACAUUGUUAUUAUUGCGUACUAUAGCAUAAGCAGCACUGCUCACCCUAUAAUAAUAACUUCUACUAUUAAUGUGUAUUAUUAUACACAUGUAUUAAUAUUUAUAACAGUAAUUAUGCAUAUUAUUAGCAAUUAUUUGCAUUCAUACUCACCUUAUAUUAAUACUAAUAAUUACUACUAUUAAGGUGGUAAUAAUAAUAAUAAUUAUUAUUAUUAUUAUUAGAACCAUCUCCAUCAUGACACUAAUAUGUAAAAUUUUUAUCAUAUAAAGCAAUCCAGUACAUACUUAAUUGUGAGAAUGUAAUUCUGAACCUGCAGUGGUAUGUCGAGGCAGUGAAUGUCACACACCCUGAUAGGCUAUUUCCACUUAGAACGGUCCAAUUGUAAGUAAAGGGGCUAAAGAGUGUCCAAAUGUUUUAGACAUAUUUUUCAAUCUUUUAAUGUUUUAGUUCAUCAUUAUUUGACCCAUUAAAAAACGUUCUGUAUUCAAAGUAUGUUUGCGUACCAACUUUUAAAUAUCUGACCUCAAGAUGAAAGAGGAGUUGUUUACUUUGGACGGCAUUCCUUUGGGUGCAUUGUCCUUGCCCAAGUGACCGUGACUUUCCCAUCAUCAUUUCCCAUCUUAAAAAUUCAAAUGCCAUGGAUGGAAUACUGGAAUUAAAGAAUCUGUCUUCUCCACUGAUUGCUGCCAAGUUGGUUCUACUAAUUAACAUGCCUUCUGAUGGGCACGGUCCAAAUACCUGAUGCUUACUGAUAAUUUCCCGCUUGCAGUUUACCAUGGGAAAAAAUGUCUCUUCAAUCCAUUAGGGUCAUUUGUGGAAAUUCCCCUGGCAGUGGACAAUGUAUAACAGUUGUUUAAAAUAAAUGUUAGGUAACACUUUAGUAUAGGGAUCCAUUCUCAGUAUCAGUUGCUUAUUAGCAUGCCUAUUAUGGUAACACUUGACAAUAAGGUGUCAUUUGUUAACAUUAGUUAAUGUAUUAACUAACAUGAACAAACAAUGAUCAAUACAUUUAUUACACUAUUUAUUCAUCUUUGUUAACGUUAGUUAAUCAAAAUACAGUCGUUCAUUGUUAGUUCAUAGUGCAUUAACUAAUGUUAACAAACACAACUUGAGAUUUUAAUAAUGCCUUAGUAAAUGCUGAAAUGAACAUGAACUAAGAUUAAUAAAUGCUGUGGAAGUAUUGUUCAUUAGUUCAUGUUAACUAAUGUUGUUAACUAAUGAACCUUAUUGUAAAGUGUUACCCCUAUUAUUAACAAAGGCUAUUGGAUGUUUAUUAGCACUUAUAAAGCACAUAUUCUGCAUGACCAUAUUCUGCAUCCCUAAUCCAAUACCUAAAUUUAACAACUAUCAUACUAGCCAUUAUUAAGCAGCAAGUUAGGAGUUUAUUGACGCAAAAGUUGCAGUUAAUGGUGAGAAUUGGUGGAGAAUGUGACAAAAUGUUCUUUUGUUUCUUUCUUCAUUAAAGAAUCCUGAAAAAAAUCACAAUUUCCGCAAAAAAAUAUUAAGUAGCACAUCCAUCAAACAAAAAAAUUACUGAGGACCAAAUCAACAUAUUAGAAUAAUUUUUGAAGGAUCAUGUGACACUGAAGACUGAAAAUUUGCCUUUACAUGAAUAAAUUAUAUGUUUAAAUAUAUUAAAAAAAGAAAACAUAAUUUUACAUUUUAAUAAUAUUUCACAAUAUUGCUGUGUUUUCUUCAAAUAAAUGCAGCUUGGUGAGUAUAUCUCUUCUUUCAAUCAAUCAGUCAAUAAUUAUAGUGUAUAGAGAUGUUAACAGUUUGGUAAAGCUCACACCUUGGCAUUGAUUACAUGAGAAUUUUAAAUGUUUAAUGGCAUCUCAUGCAGAAAUGCUGAUGCAGCAUGUUAUAGCUGGGAUGGCAUUUGCUCACUCUUAUCAAAAGAACAAGCUGCUUGUGUAAUGACUUCCUCUCUCUAUUAUGUGUGUGUGUGUGUGUGUGUGUGUGUGUGUGUGGGACUGAACUUGUCGAGUGCGGAUUUGCUGGUCAAGCACAUGCCUCCCUCUGCCUGGCUCCUUAUAGUGCCGGGCGGGAGGCAGGAAUUCUGACCGAGUGGUACGGACAUCGCCGCUGGAGACCACAAACACGAAGCUCUCCCUUUAAACAAGGUCUCAUGAUCGACAACCCUUUCAAUCAGUUGUCCUGGCGUGGAGGAUCAGGGCGAACGCACGUCCUCCUGGAGUGACAGUGAGCUGAACAUCAGGAGCAGCCGACACUCACCCAAUCCAGAGGACGAGCCGGCAGAAGAAAGUAUGACUUACAGGUUUGGAAUGACAUGAGGAUUUUGACCUGUUGAUCAUGCAUCAGCUGUCUGUGACUUCCCUGUUGCUCUGUCUGUGGCUGCUGGAGUGCUGCCAUGGCAACAGCCUCAAUGAUCUGCACACACAGUUUGGCAUCAGCCUCUACCAAACACUCACAGAGACAGAGAACAACUCCAACUUGAUCGUGUCCCCAGCCAGCGUCUCGUUGUGUCUGGGUCUUCUGCAGCUCGGUGCCAGGGGAAACACUCUAGCACAACUUGAGGAAACUCUGGGAUAUGACGUGAAUGAUGCUCGAGUGCAGGACAUUCUGUCUCGGCCACAAGGAGACCUGGGUAAUUCCAGUGACGGGGUGCGGCUUCAGCUUGCCAAUGCUUUAUUUGUCCAGAGUGGUGUGAAACUCCUGCCAGAAUUUACCCAGAAUGCAUUGGGAUGGGGUAACAGUAGCCUACUGAGUGUAAACUUCAGUAAUCCAAACCACACUCAUAGUCGGCUACAGCAAUGGACACGUUUCCAGAGUAAAGCUGACCAUCUCCAGACAAAAGAGGAGCAGCUUCAGUCCAAUGAGUCCCAGGAAGAGGCCUCCAGGCAAGACAGUUUACUGCACAUGGCUCUUCUGAGCACGGUGGUGUUUCACGGUGCCUGGCAGAAACAAUUUCUCUUCACUGACACCCAGAACCUGCCCUUCAGCCUCUCAGACGGCAGCACAGUCAAAGUCCCGAUGAUGUACCAGUCAACCGAAGUCAAUAUUGGGCACUUCCGCCUGCCGUCCGAGCAGGAGUACACUGUGCUGGAGCUUCCGUACUUGGAUCGCUCACUCAGGCUACUGGUGGCCUUACCUAGUGACCGGAAAACCCCUCUGUCCCAGCUGGAAAAGCAGCUCACGGCCCAUGCUGUGGGACUGUGGGAUACUGGAUUAAGACGCACUAAGAUGGAUAUAUUUCUGCCUAGGUUUAAGAUGCAGAGAAGGUUCAAUCUGAAGCCUGUUUUACAGUCUCUCGGUAUCUCUGAUGUCUUCAGUCCCUCAGCUGCUGAUUUUAGAGGCAUCUCAGAUGGAGAAGGGCUUUUUGUAUCAGAGGCUUUCCAUGAGGCAAGAAUAGAAGUGACAGAGGAAGGGACAAAAGCAGCUUCAGCUACAGCAAUGGUGCUAUUGAAAAGAUCCCGAUCAGCGGUUUUCAAAGCAGAUCGACCAUUUCUCUUUAUCUUACGGCAGAUCAGUACAGGGUCAUUGCUGUUUAUAGGUCGAGUUCUGAAUCCUGCCGAGAUGUCUUGAGAUGAUACAUGCAAACACAACUUCUUCAAAUGACAAGCACACAUAGGAGACUUGUGUUAAUAUACAUUUGUAUGAUUUUGCCAACUCAACACACCCCUCCUCCCUCACGGGUAGGGGGUCAGAGGGAUAUCUGAGGACCGUCAAGAGGGUCCACUGACACUUCAGGAAGAGGGACGAGACUUUUGUAUAUAUCUGUAAAUAAAAUUUUAUUACAUCAGGGUUUUUGCACUUCAAAGUGUCUGCUGUCAUUUUUUUUCCCAGUCUGCCCUCAAUAAAUUUCCUCAAUUCUGAUGGAAAUGUUUGGUUACCAUCAGUUACUGAUUUCAUGGAUCUCAGAAAUAAGAAUUCUUUUAAU